AUGGCUAAAGAAAAUCAGGAAGUUCGUGUUUCAUGCUACAUGAUAAUCCUAAUGGUGGUGGCUAUAAUAAAUGUUGCAAGCAAUGGACAUGUUGAAGGAAGGGUUGUGAUGGACCAAAACUACCCCAUAGUGUCGAAGCCUAAGGGAACAAUAAAGACCAUUGAGAGUGAAGACGGCCGAGAAGUGAUUGAUUGUGUGGACAUUUACAAACAACCAGCAUUUGACCAUCCUCUCAUCAACGACUUACAGAUGGAGCCUAGCUCAUAUCCGAGCGGGAUGAAAAUGGAUGAAACCCAACCGGAGCUUAUUCAAGAUUGGCAUAAAAAUGGAGAGUGCCCCGAUGGAACAGUUCCCAUUGGAAGGACAAAAAAGUAUGAUCCUCAUCGACAUUUUCCAUUUGGCUCGCAUAGAAGAAAUUUCAACAUUAGUUCGGAUGCAGACAAUGCUCAUGAGUAUGCCAUAGUUUUUGAGGAGGGAGGCAUUUACCGUGGAGCACAAGCACGGAUUACUGUGUGGAGCCCCAACGUAGAGGAAAGCGAAAUGAGUAUAUCCCAAAUUUGGAUUGUGGCUAACCCUGGAACAGAUAAUUUGAAUAGCGUUGAAGCUGGAUGGAUCGUUCUUCCACAAAAGUAUGGUGACCAUAGCCAAGACUUUUUACGUAUUGGACGUAAAAAAUUUGCCGUUGGCCGCCCCGUUUCCCCUGUUUCCAUUUACAAUGAGACGUCAUACGAGAUACAACUAAAAAUAUUCCAGGACUUGAGCACGAAAAACUGGAUGCUUUAUUACCAUGAUGAACUAGUGGGCUAUUGGCCUGGAACCAUCUUCACUACCUUAGCAGACAAUGCCACUGUAUUGGAAUGGGGCGGAGAAAUACUUAACACCGCUCGAGAUGGACAUCACACAACUACUCAAAUGGGAAGUGGCCAUUUCCCAAAUGAAGAAAUCAAGCCAAACAAACAGACUUCUUAUGGUACUUACUUUUACUACGGAGGUCCAGGCUAUUCUGCACAAUGUCCAUAA
Thlaspi arvense is the source of this 1020-nucleotide messenger RNA. The record is from the annotation of a GenBank genome assembly. Lineage: Eukaryota; Viridiplantae; Streptophyta; Magnoliopsida; Brassicales; Brassicaceae.